GAAUACUAUAUAAGGAUGACAUGAGAUCCACACACCAACCACGAACCGACUUUAGUUAACCCUUCUCUUCGGCAACAUCGACAUUGUUUCAGAUGCGAUCAAGGUGUUGGAACACUCGAGAUCAUUCAUACAAACAGGAAAACCGUGUUGGUCGAAGGAUCGGGAUGAAGAAAAUCAUGAAUUGCGUGGCGAGCAAGUUCACGGGGAAGAAGAUGGUGGAUAGCAAUGGCACAGCCAACUUCACGGGGAAGAAGACGGCGGAUAGUAAUAGCAUAGCCAAGAAGUGGAGGAUCCUAAGCGGCGCGGACGAUUGGGAGCAUCUGUUGGACCCUCUCAACAUCGAUCUCCGUCGGUACAUCUUGCACUAUGGAGAAAUGGCACAGGCUGCUUACGAUGCCUUCAUCGCGGAAAAGGAGUCGAAGUUCGCCGGGGGCUGCCGGUAUGCGAGGCGAGACUUCUUCUCCAAGGUGGGCCUGGAACUGGGGAAUCCGUACAAGUACAGUGUGACCAAGUUCUUGUACGCGACAUCGCAAGUCCAGGUCCCGGAUGCGUUCAUAGUUAAAUCUCUGUCGAGGGAGGCAUGGAGCAAGGAGUCGAAUUGGAUUGGGUAUGUGGCGGUGGCGACGGACGAGGGGAAGGCCGUGCUGGGUAGGAGGGACAUCGUGAUUGCCUGGCGAGGGACGGUCCAGACGUUGGAGUGGGUGAACGAUUUCGAGUUUGAUUUGGUCUCGGCCUCGAAAAUCCUGGGAGAGAAGGGCGAUCCUAGGGUGCAUCAGGGUUGGUACUCGAUAUACACAUCCGACGACUCGCGCUCUCCCUUCAAUAGGACAAGUGCCAGAGAUCAGGUUCUGCAAGAAGUGAAAAGACUGGUGGAGCUGUACAAGAACGAGGAGAUCAGCAUCACCGUGACUGGCCACAGCUUGGGCGCGGCGAUUGCGACGCUGAAUGCGGUGGACAUCGUUGCCAAUGGACUGAAUCAGCCUAAAGAUCGGAGAGGGAGAUCUUGUCCAGUUACAGCUAUAGUCUUUGCCAGCCCCAAAGUCGGCGACUCCAACUUCGGAGAGGUGUUCUCUGAGUACCAAGACCUCCGAGCCCUACGUAUCCGUAACGCCUUUGACAUCGUCCCGAGCUAUCCAAUCCUGGAUUAUACGGAAGUCGGGGUAGAGUUGGGCAUCAACACUCGAAGAUCUCAGUACUUGAAGAGCCCUGGGAGCACGUCGAGUUGGCACAACUUGGAGUGCUACUUGCAUGGAGUCGCAGGGACGCAGGGGUCGAAAGGAGGGUUCAAGCUAGAGAUCAACCGCGAUGUCUCCCUCGUGAACAAGAGACUCGAUGGUUUGAAGGACGAGUAUCUCGUGCCGGUCUCUUGGCGGUGCGAGAAGAACAAGGGCAUGGUUCAGCAGGAAGAUGGGUCCUGGAAGUUGAUGGACCAUGAAGAGGAUAAUGAUCUUACUUCAAUGUAUCAAAUGUAAAUAAAGGCAGUAGACACACUUGUGCUCCUAGUCUUUUCCAGAACCGAUGUACACCAGAAAAGAGAUUCAUCGGUUUUCAUGA
Eucalyptus grandis is the source of this 1554-nucleotide messenger RNA. RefSeq names its product phospholipase A1-IIgamma. Gene Ontology annotation, biological process: lipid metabolic process. Gene Ontology annotation, molecular function: glycerophospholipid phospholipase A1 activity. Lineage: Eukaryota; Viridiplantae; Streptophyta; Magnoliopsida; Myrtales; Myrtaceae. The record is from RefSeq and is a predicted model, not a curated record. The transcript is spliced from 2 exons. Bases 93 to 1472 code for a protein of 459 amino acids.